GAUUCGAUCGAAUUGUAAUUAUUUAUUAGAAUUCCGACCUUUUCAAUCCAUUUUGUUCUAAUCGAGAUCGAAGCUGGUUCGUGUACAAUAACGUGGCCUAGAAUGGAUUAAAAAGACGCAAUAUAAUGGAAAAUUAUUCCAAUUCAGCAGGAAAACAUGUUUCUCGUACUUCUACUGUUUAUCAGUGCUCGUAUCGCGUAUGGAUUCAAUGACUUUCCAUCGCUCACGACUGCGAAUGCUACUAUGGCGGUUAUCAUCGAAGAGAAUUUCUUCAAGGAUAAAUCCUAUUAUGAUUGGACAUCAAAAGAAGUUUAUAAUUUUAUAUUUAACGGUGUUAAGGAUAAUAUGAAAUUUAGUAGUAUCGAUUUUCAUAUCUUCCAUAAUGUCGAUAUUAGUCUCAAAAGAGAUUAUACUGUGUUGCUAUCCAUUGUUACGUGUGAUGAAACAUGGCGGUUAUUUAAAAUCGCGCAGAAGGAGCAUCUUGUUCAUUUAGCAAUAACUGAUUCGGAUUGCCCACGACUUCCGGAAAAUGGUGGAAUAAGUAUACCUAUGAUGCAACCGGGCGAGGAGUUGCCCCAAAUUCUCUUGGAUUUAAGGAUGAGCAAGGCGUUGAAUUGGAAAAAAAUAAAUGUCUUACAUGAUCAAAUCCUUGGAAAAGAUACGAUCAGCAGAAUUCUCAUGGUCUUUUCGAGAGAGUUUGAAAAAAAUUUGGAGUUAGCAUCUAGAUCAGUUUUUGCAAUUCAAUACAAAGAAACUGAUUGGGCUCGUAGGCAGCAGCUAGUGAAUAUACUUUCCGGAUUUGAUGUAGAUCAACUUGGAAAUUGCUUUUUGGUCUUCACCACAGCAGACAUGGUUGCGGUUAUCAUGGAAGUGGCACGAUCCUUGAAAAUGGUUAAUACAUCUAGUCAAUGGCUUUAUGUCAUAAAUGAUGCUAGCGAAAGAGAUGUUAAUAUAACAUCAUUCAGCGAAUUAUUAGAAGAAGGGGAAAACAUAGCUUUCCUUUAUAAUAUAACAAACAAAAACAAAACGUGCAGUAUUAAUUUAGACUGUUAUGGCAAAGAAAUUAUUAGAGCAUUGGCAAUCACUUUGGACAAUGCUUAUGUCAAAGAAAUUGAAUUGUACGAGCAAGUUACUGACGAAGAAUUUGAGAUCGUUCGCUUGACCAAGGCUGAGAGACGGCGUGAGAUCAUCGAAAAUAUGAUUAAGGAACUUUCUUUGGAAAGAACAAUAUAUGGCGGUAGCUGCGGUCAGUGUUUAUCAUGGAAAAUCACAGCAACAGUUACCUGGGGCACGUCAUUCAUAAGUGAGAAUGAAACGAUCGGACAGCUUAUUGAUUCUGGAUUUUGGUCGCCUGGAAUUGGACUGAAUAUGAAUGAUGUUAUAUUUCCACAUGUGCAACACGGUUUUCGUGGAAAGAAAUUGCCAAUGGUAUCCUAUCAUAACCCACCUUGGCAAAUAGUUAGUCAUACUGAAAGUGGUGAAGUUCAAUAUACUGGAUUAAUCUUUAAUAUUAUCAAGCAUCUGAGUGUAAAAUUAAAUUUUACAUACACCGUGGUAACGACGACGAACGCACGAGAUACCAAAAUAGCCAAUCACACUCGUCAUGUUAAAAUGUUACAAAAAACCAUAGACAAAGUUUCCGCAUCGAUAACCAAUAACGUUCCAGAUGCUUUGAUAGAGUUAGUGCGAACAAAAAAGGUUUUAAUGGCUGCAUGUGUAUAUACUAUUAGCGAAUACCGGAAGACUCUCGUCAACUUUACAAUACCUGUAUCUAUCCAGACGUACAGUCUUCUAGCUUCCAGACCAAGACAGUUGUCCAGGGCAUUGCUCUUCAUGUCCCCAUAUACCAAGGAGACCUGGGCCUGCCUGAGUGCUGCUAUUAUCAUAAUGGGACCAAUUUUGUACCUUGUGCACAAGUUCAGUCCUUGCCAUAUGAAUGUGCAUGUGGCUUCAGGCUUGAAUUCACCUUGGAAAUGUACGUGGUAUGUCUACGGUGCCCUUCUUCAGCAAGGUGGGAUGAUGCUACCUUCUGCAGAUAGUGCUCGCCUACUUGUGGGAACCUGGUGGCUUUUCGUCAUGGUCGUCAUAGCAACGUACUCCGGAAACUUGGUUGCCUUCUUAACAUUCCCAAGGAUGGAUGAUUCGAUUACCUCUGUGGAUGAUCUCCUUUUGCGUGACGGUCAGGUUACUUGGGGCUUUCCCAAUGGCAGUUUCCUUGAGAAUUAUCUACGUGAUGCCAACGAAGUAAAGUACAGUAGAUUAUUGGCUGGUGCUGAAAGACAUAAUUCAUCCGAGGAUCAAGAUAUUAUCAGAAGAGUUCGCACAGGGACACAUAUUUUAAUUGACUGGAGGAGUUCGUUAAGAUUUUUAAUGAAACGCGAACUCCUGUCUACCGGCGGGUGCGAUUAUUCACUUAGUUCAGAGGAGUUCAUGGAUGAGCCAAUAGCCAUGAUCGUGCCUCAAGGAAGUCCAUACUUGUCCCUUAUUAAUAAGGAAAUCAAAAGAAUGCACGAGACUGGUCUCAUUCAUAAAUGGACAACAGACUGGAUGCCUGUCAAGGAUAAAUGCUGGGGAGGUCCUGGCAUCAAUCAAGAAGCUAAUAAUCACAAAGUCAACAUGAGCGACAUGCAGGGUAUUUUUUUCGUCCUGAUUAUAGGAGUCAUACUAGCAGUGACAAUGUUAACCUGCGAAUUCUGUUGGUACAAACGGAAGGUUGCCAGUGAACGGAAGUUGAUACGCCCUUUUGUCCCUUGAUCAAGUAAUUCAACGUUGCUGUCCAAAGUUUGCGUCGAUUUCAUGAUGUGUCUGUAAAAAGCGAAUAAGAGGUACAUAAAAUGUCAGAAAACGAGAGGAAACAUAAAAAAAUUCGUUCUCAUUAGUUUAUUUUACUGACGGCAAAUGUUAAUUGGAAUUGUGAGCCACUAACGUUAAGUACCAAAGUAGUAAGGAUAAGACCCGUGAAGCAGUAGUACUGUAAGAGAAAUAGACAGCAGCAUGUCGUACCAAUAAUUGGAUUCGCGCGAUCCUAGGUAAUUGUCAGUGCGAAAUAAUUGUAAGGCUCAUUGUUCAGCAAUCGCAAUGUAUUUAGCAACGAUAGAACGAACCGCCGUGGUAAAAGUCAUGAAAUUACAUAACGGGUAAUGAUUCUCCCACCUCGUAACCAGGUCUUCGCAUGGCGUGCCACCUUAUUGCGUUACGGGCAUGUUAAUAAAUGAAAACGGCAACUACGUAGCGAUUAGUGCGCCUUGGCUACGGCAGCAUUGUAAACAGAGUUUAAUUGUCGUUCUCGAAGGGUUAAUUGUUAUUUUAAAAAAAAAAAAAAAUUGCAAAUCAACGGUAAUUAAUAAAAAUUCAAAAUUUUAAAAUUUAUUCGUGCUACUGUGUACGAUAAAAGAAUUGACAAAAUUAUACGAAAAAAAAAUAAUCGUACGUCUUAAUGGAGAUGUUAGGGAACUGUAAAACUUUUUUUGACUUUUAUACUUUUUCAUCAAAGAUCGUAUCGAAUUGAAAUCAUAAGAACGUUAAACUGUACGUGCUAGAUUUACCGGUGCUCGAUUGAACGAUCGUUCAAUCAGGAUUGGAGACUCGUGAAAAAAAAGUUGAGGAAUUGUGAGAACAGGUAUAACAACAGUGCUUAAGUAUCGAUCAUAUAUAUAUAUUCAGUGAUAAAAAGGUCCAGGUGAAUAGUAAAGAUGACGUAAGAAGCAGAUCGAUAAAAAAUUUAAAAAGAAAGAUCGAUCGUGACUCGAGAUGAGAUGAGAUGAUUGUUAUUCUUGUUCGAACGGUACUCCAGCUGGAAUAUAAUAUAUCUAUUGGACUUAUUGUUUGCUCGUUGUUGUGAUCCAAUCACUGGAAUGCCUUAGGAAUCCUAAUUAAAGUCGAAAAGGAUCAAAUAAAAUAGUAACGCAGA
Messenger RNA from Cephus cinctus (wheat stem sawfly), 3910 nucleotides. RefSeq names its product ionotropic receptor 93a (gene Ir93a). Gene Ontology annotation, molecular function: ligand-gated monoatomic ion channel activity. The record is from RefSeq and is a predicted model, not a curated record. Lineage: Eukaryota; Metazoa; Arthropoda; Insecta; Hymenoptera; Cephidae. The coding region runs from base 157 to 2754 and encodes 865 amino acids. The transcript is spliced from 15 exons. Gene Ontology annotation, cellular component: membrane.